This is a messenger RNA of Odocoileus virginianus texanus, 1891 nucleotides long. It is a transcript of the gene POPDC2, whose product is annotated as popeye domain cAMP effector 2. Gene Ontology annotation, cellular component: sarcolemma. Gene Ontology annotation, molecular function: cAMP binding. NCBI's taxonomy places the organism in Eukaryota, Metazoa, Chordata, Mammalia, Artiodactyla, Cervidae. Gene Ontology annotation, biological process: striated muscle cell differentiation; heart development; skeletal muscle tissue development. The record is from RefSeq and is a predicted model, not a curated record.
CGCUCUUCAUUCUGUUUGGGAACAACAGAGAGCAGGAUGUGGCUGCUUUAUUUUCCCUCACUGCUGAAGCUCUCAGCCCCAUAGUCCUAUCUUUUUCUCAGGACGAGUUAGGUUUCCUGCCAAGAGUCAAAUGUGAAGACUGUUCUAAGAAACCUGGAGCUGAGCACACUCACCAGAGCUCCGCCAGGAGGGCCAGAGCCUCACUGAGGGAAAGAGAAAGAAAAGUUUUCAGUUCUCCAUGAAGUAUAUGAUGUUUUGCUAUUCAUUCCCAAAGCUUCUGGAAGCAUUCCUCCCAAGAAAGGUGGAGUUGGCGGGGAGAAGCCAGAGGUGAGACGACAGUUGGGGGGACAGGCUAACCCAUUCCCUGAAUUUCCCAUGUGGGGACAGUCUUAGAGCCCGAUAGGCUUUGAGACCCAAAGAUGAGCGGCAACGGCAGCACGGAGGGUCAGCUCCUCUGGCACGGGCCACUGUGCAUUGCCUGGAGGCAGGACCUGCAAGGGGCUGUCUUCCACCUGGCCAACUGCUUCCUGCUCCUGGGCUUCAUGGGUGGCAGCGGGGUGUACGGGUGCUUCUACCUGUUUGGCUUCCUGGGCACAGGCUACCUGUGCUGUGUGCUAUGGGGCUGGUUCGGCGCCUGCGGCCUGGACAUUGUUCUCUGGAGCGUCCUGCUGGCAACGGCCUGCGUGGUCCAGCUGGCACACCUGGUGUACCGCCUGCAUGAGGACACCCUCCCCGAGGAGCUGGAGCUGCUCUACAAGACGCUGUGCCUGCCCCUGCAGGUGCCCCUGCCAGCGUACAAGGAGAUCGUGCACUGCUGCGAGGAGCAGGUCUUGACUCUGGCCACGGAGCAGACCUAUGCCGUGGAGGGCGAGACGCCCAUUGACCGCCUGUCCCUGCUGCUCUCUGGCCGGGUUCGUGUGAGCCAGGACGGGCAGUUUCUGCACUACAUCUUUCCUUACCAGUUCAUGGACUCACCCGAGUGGGAAUCGCUGCGUCCCUCUGAGGAGGGGGUGUUCCAGGUCACUCUGACAGCUGAGACUGAAUGUAGCUACAUUUCCUGGCCCCGGAAAAAGCUCCACCUCCUUUUGACCAAAGAACGAUACAUCUCUCGCCUCUUCUCGGUCCUGCUGGGCUAUGACAUCUCAGAGAAGCUCUACGCUCUCAAUGACAAGCUCUUUGCUAAGUUCGGGCUACGCUUUGACAUCCGUCUCCCCAGCCUCUACCACGUCCUGGGUCCUGCUGCCCCAGAUGCAGGACCAGAGUCUGAGAAGGAUGACGAGGAAGUCUGUGGGCCAGCCGCAUCCCCUCCUCAGGCCCUGCACACGUCUGUCCAGCAAACACCCCCUAGCUCCCCACCUCCACUGGUCACCAACUCUCCUGCACCUCCUCCCUGGGUCAGAAUGUCCAGGCCCGACAGCGGCGUCCUGGCUUCCAGAACUCCUCUCCGGAGCUACUCUGAAGUUAUGUCCAGGGGACAGGCCCCCUUGGCUCCAACCCAGACUCCUGAACUGUAAGGGUCAAUGGAUCGUCCUUUAAUCUGGCCACGUUAAUCCUCACAGGAUAGUCACUUGUGUGCACACCCCUCUUCUCACCCACUGGAAGGCUCACAGGCAAGGUUGGAGCAGACACAGAGGAUGCCAGCACUGCAACCACACCAAGGCCCCCAAGUGACUUUUAGAAAUUUGCCUUCAUCAGCCUUCCUUCCAAGAGAAGGCAUCCCAAAGUGCCAAAGCACAGAUUCUAUCCUUUACUAACUGUAGAAUUUCAGGCAAGUCACAUAGCCUCUCUGAGCAUCAUCUGUAAAGGGGUGAUUAUAAAACCCACUUCACAGGGUUGUAAGGAUUCCAUGAGUUGAUUUCAAUAAAUCACCUAGGACAUGCUGUGGCAUCUA